AUGCGACCUUUUCUAGAUGAUGCAAAGCGACGAGUGGAUCGCAGACUCAGUGAAAGCAGGCAGUCAAGAUCCACCAGCCUUAUGUUUUCUAGUGCUUUGCCUGAGCGGCUAAGGGACCAUGACGCCCAGGCCGAUUUUAGCGCUCCACCUGUCACCACUGGCUCUCGAGGCGGCCGCCCACGAUAUAUGCAGCAGUCUGUACUUUCAUUGAUUAGUGCGGUUGGUUCCAGAUCCGACUUUAAUAUGCGAUUUGACGAGUCCAGUGAUAGUGAGGGGGAUGCAGAGGAAACACAUCAGAAUCCAUGCACAAAGACCCCUUCUCCCUUCCCUAGUAUGCGACACAGAGAAGUCGAGAACUCCACGUCGCGGCCCGAAAAUAAGCCCCAGACCGAGGAAAGAGGCCGUCGUCAUCGAAAGACAACAUCGGAAAAUAGACUUUUACAAUCCUUUAAAUCAAACUCCGGCCAUUGUUCGCCAGUACCGACGAUACAAACUGAGCCCACAUCGAGCGAAGACUUGUCUCGACCUCCAUCCCCAAGGCGUCCUCGCAGUGCAACCCCCCGAGCUGCCCCUAUUCUCAGUCGCAUGGUUGAGGCUCAGGCCCUCUUGGUCCCCGAAGCUGCAGCUGAGCGCUCUCAAUCAUCUAUAGAGAGGAGCGACAAGGACCCUCAACAGCCGGGAUCGUCUGCCCUCUCUCUCAGGUUAAUGGAGAUGUUUGGUUACGAGUGCCCAGAAAAGGUCAUCGUUGAGUACGCCUGCUCUUUGCUACAGAGUAUGCUUCUCCAAGGGUAUAUGUACGUCACAGAGGGCCAUAUCUGCUUUUACGCCUACCUUCCCAGAAAGUCCACAGUGGCUAUCAAGUCUGGUUGGCUUCACAAACGUGGCCGGAAGAAUCCCAAGUAUGGUCGCUACUGGUUUUCUUUGAAGGGAGAUGUUCUCUCUUACUAUGCGGACCCGUCAAAUUUUUAUUUCCCCAGUGGCCACGUUGAUCUUCGAUAUGGAAUAUCAGCCUCUUUGGCCGAGCAAAAGGAUAAGAGCAAGGAGACAAAAGACUUUCAGGUCACCACUGACCAGCGAACAUAUUAUUUCCGAGCAGAUAGCCACGCCAGCGCCAAAGAAUGGGUUAAAGCUCUGCAAAAAGUAAUCUUCCGGACUCACAAUGAUGGUGAAAGCGUCAAGGUAUCGUUUCCCAUUGGGAAUAUUAUAGACAUAGAGGAAAGCCCCAUGGUUGAUUUUGCCGAGACAUUCAAACUACGCGUUGUUGAUAGAGACACUUACGCCAUUGAUGAGUACUACUUUUCUGUUUUUAAUACCGGCCAAGAUGCCUAUAACUUUUUGAAAGGCCUGAUCAAUGAGACAACAACGAAAAAUUCUCAGACGUUAUCGUCCAAGCAAGACCACACCGCUAAUCACGGUCGUUCUCGUGGGUAUCAGAAUAGGUGGUCGCUGAGCAAUGUGCUGAGCCAGCCGCGAGGUAUUGGAAACGUUGGCUCGCAGCAACGAAGUGUAAGCACUAGCCAUAUCAGCUUUGGCCACGAUGUGGUUGGAACAUCUCCUCCAACGAAGAACCCGGAACCUUCUGAUUCCUUUGUCAACUCCUUUGAGCAAGCUACUGAAUCAUCAGCUGUCUUGCAGUCGAUGACGGACACGACGGAAUCCGCGAGUCAAAUCUUAAACCGAAGUGAUGUUUUUCAGUCUCCAACAAUCCACACGCUGCGACAUCGACCUUCCGAUACAGAUAGAACGGGACGUCGGCACUCGGAUGAAACGGCGCGAUCGAUAUCUAAUGCUGUUGCCGACUCGUCAACAUUUCCUCGUAGACAUGGACACGGAAUCCAGUAUGCAAUCAGCGAAUCAGAUCAAGAAACACAAGGUGCCUCCAAGGUGCAUACGUCUGCCCCUUCUUUGAAUGAGCUCGUUAGAGCUGGCGUCUAUCCCCUCCAGCGCGCGGCAGGGCUUGCAGAAUAUUUGAAGAACCGGUCAAAACAGAUGAGCACCCUCUUGGCCAGCGAAUCUAUGGGUUACCUAGAAAAGGUGUCUGGGAUGUGGGCUGGUGGACGCAAGCAUUAUGGAGAAGGCGAAGGAGUACAACCAGAUGACCAAGAUGUCGACCCUGAAGAUAGGGAAGAUGGCUGCGGACAUGGGGAUCGUUUUCGGGCCCACUUCACCCUGCCAUCAACCGAAAGGCUCCAAGCGACAUACUUUGCCUAUCUGCACCGCGUUCUUCCGCUGUAUGGUAAGAUCUAUAUUAGCCAGAAAAAGCUUUGCUUUCGCAGCCUUAUCCCGGGGACUCGCACAAAAAUGAUCCUUCCCUUGAAAGACAUUGAAAACGUUGAAAAGGAAAAAGGGUUUCGAUUUGGUUACCACGGACUUGUUGUCGUCAUUCGGGGCCAUGAAGAGUUAUUUUUUGAAUUUAACACCUCCGAUGCCCGAGAUGAUUGCGCUGUGACACUACACCAAGGUCUAGAGUCUGUUAGAUUCUUGGCAGAAUCUGGCAUGCUCGCAGAACAGGAAAAGGACGAGUCCGAAGCCGCAAAGGCAGAGCAUCUUAUGUUGCAAGAGGCUAGGAAGGAUGCUACCGGCCAGUAUGAUACCCGUACAAUAUUAGAUGAGUCUUCCGAGCUUCACCCCAUCUUUGAUGACACUCGGGCUUCGAUUAUCAACUUCAAGCCCUCUGAACCCUUGAGAAUUACAUGCCUUACUAUUGGCUCGCGUGGUGACGUACAGCCAUACAUUGCCUUGUGCAAAGGGCUACUCGCCGAAGGGCAUAAGCCCAAAAUUGCGACCCAUGCGGAGUUCGAGCCAUGGAUAAGAAAACAUGGCAUUGAUUUUGCCCCAGUUGACGGAGAUCCAGCAGAGCUUAUGCGGAUAUGCGUGGAGAAUGGUAUGUUCACGUAUUCAUUUCUCAAAGAGGCAUCUAUGAAAUUUCGGGGAUGGAUCGACGACCUUCUAUCUUCUGCGUGGGCGAGUUGUCAAGACAGUGAUCUCCUCAUAGAGUCACCCAGUGCGAUGGCAGGAAUCCAUAUUGCGGAGGCACUCAGGAUCCCUUACUUCCGCGCGUUCACAAUGCCUUGGAGCAGAACCCGAGCUUACCCCCACGCUUUCGCGGUCCCGGAGCAUAAGUUAGGCGGUUCAUACAACCACAUCACCUAUAUUAUGUUCGAUACUGUUUUUUGGAAGGCUAUAGCUGGACAGGUAAACCGAUGGAGAAAGAAUGAGCUUGGGUUGAAGGCGACCAACCUGGAUAAGAUGCAACCGAACAAGGUCCCGUUCCUCUACAAUUACUCUCCUUCAGUAGUCGCCCCACCGUUGGACUACCCCGACUGGAUCCGUGUAACUGGAUAUUGGUUCCUUAGUGAAGGGACUGACUGGUCUCCCCCUGCUGAGCUGACUGAUUUCAUUCAACGUGCGCGCAAAGAUGGUAAAAAAAUUGUGUACAUUGGGUUUGGCUCAAUUGUGGUAUCAGAUCCGUCUGCUCUAACACGGACAGUCAUAGAAUCUGUUCAAAAGGCUGAUGUGCGCUGCAUUUUGUCUAAAGGGUGGUCAGAUCGUCUGGGAGAUCCUGCCAGUGCAAAACCAGAGAUUCCUCUACCUCCAGAAAUCAUGCAGAUCCAGGCAGCUCCACACGACUGGCUGUUCGCACAGAUAGAUGCUGCCGCCCAUCACGGAGGGGCUGGAACAACUGGGGCAAGCUUGCGGGCAGGUGUUCCCACCAUUGUCAAACCUUUCUUCGGGGACCAAUUUUUCUUUGGUAACCGGGUUCAAGACUUGGGUGUGGGUAUUUGCAUGAAGAAGCUGAACGUGAGUGUGUUCUCACGGGCCUUGUGGGAGGCCACUCAUAGUGAGCGAAUGAUCAUGAGAGCUCGGGAAUUAGGCGUGAAAAUACGCAGUGAGAACGGGGUGGAGACUGCUAUCCAGGCAGUGUACCGCGACCUCGAAUAUGCCAAAACACUGGCUCGACAGCGCUCCAUUGUUUCAUCGACACCAUUUUCUCCAACACCCUCGGCCAAGACUAUAGCCGAACAGGAAGAAGAUGAUGGUAUGACUGAUUCUGAAGAGUGGACAUUCGUUGGCGAUGACACAGAUAUCGAUAUAUCCAGACGAGUGCGAGAUAGAGCCAUAUCCGAUGCAGAUAUGUUACCUGAACCAGUUUCCGGUUAUGCCAGCACUAAGAUUGCAUAA
Aspergillus tanneri is the source of this 4182-nucleotide messenger RNA. It is a transcript of the gene atg26, whose product is annotated as UDP-glucose:sterol glycosyltransferase. Gene Ontology annotation, molecular function: UDP-glycosyltransferase activity; hexosyltransferase activity. NCBI's taxonomy places the organism in Eukaryota, Fungi, Ascomycota, Eurotiomycetes, Eurotiales, Aspergillaceae. Bases 1 to 4182 code for a protein of 1393 amino acids. Gene Ontology annotation, biological process: carbohydrate metabolic process. The transcript has 3 exons. The record is from RefSeq and is a predicted model, not a curated record.